Molecule: messenger RNA, 1647 nt
Organism: Closterium sp. NIES-65
Lineage: Eukaryota; Viridiplantae; Streptophyta; Zygnematophyceae; Desmidiales; Closteriaceae
Source: the annotation of a GenBank genome assembly
AUGGGGGUGCCGCUACUACUCGAUGUGCUCCGCAAGCCAGCAACCACGCUCGUCGUCGCGCUCUGCUCCUUCAUCUGGUUCCAGAUCCAGAAACGCGCUAUAAGCUACCCCGACGUGGGGAUAAGCUACGACGCAGUCGUCUCGCACCGCCAGUUCUGGCGGCUCGCGUCCGCGCCGCUCUCGCACAUCUCCCUCCUGCACCUCCUCUUCAACGUCUCCGCGCUCUGGAGCAUGGGCGGGAUCGAAACCCUAACCUCCGCUGACAUCAGCAAGGUUGCCGUUAUGGCCACUGGUGGUGCUGCUGGCAAUGCGACGUCCAGCCAAUGGCAGUCCGCCGUCUCUUCUGUGCCGCUAGCUCCUUCCUCUCCCUCCUCUCUCCCUUCCUCUUCCUUCCCAUCCUCCUCCCAGCCUUCCUCCUCUCUGGCUCAAAGCAUUCCGCACUCUUCCAUUUCUGGCAGCCUUACUGGUCCGAGCAACUCCAGCACAGAACCCUCUGAGCCUGUAGAAUCUACUGCUACUGCUGCCGUGGCGAGAAGAGGAUUGGGAGAAAUUGCCAACGCAGGUUCGAUUCAGGGGCAGCAGCAGCAGAAUUCAGCGGACGAGAGUGAUCGGAAGCAGCAGCAGCAACAGCAGGGUGACAAAGCAGGGUUGCCGACAAACGAGCAGCAUCUGGCAGCGGCAGGAUGGGAGCCAGGAGGGUCCAUCGGGUACCUAGGAGACUCUUUUCUCAUGCUGGUGCUGUCAGGGCUGCUGGGUCUAGCCGUGUACCACGUGCUCAUCCACAGGUGGCGCCUGGAGUAUUUCCGAAGAGUGACAGCAGUGGGGUACUCGUGUGUGGUGUUUGGGUGGAUGACGGUGCUGUCUGUGCGCCGCCCCGCCAUCACGCUCUCGGUUUUUGGCCUCAUCAAGCUGCCCGUGUCGCUGGCCCCGUUUGAAUCUCUCAUCUUCACGUCCUUCAUCGUGCCGAAGGCAAGCUUCGUGGGUCAUCUUGCAGGCAUCAUUGCUGGCUAUCUUCUUGCCUGGGGAGCCCUGAAGGUGGUAUCUACACCCAAGGGAGGAGUAUACGGCGCGGUGCUGGGCGUUCUAGGGUACUAUUCCAAGGAGAGUGAGUUAAUCCGCGGCGCGAACGCGCUCUACAAGGCGGUGACACGUCAGGCUGACGACGAGAUGUUCUUAAGAGCGCUCGGCCUCCCCUCGCAGUUCCGCACGCACCACGCGCUGCUCGUGCUGCACACGUGGCUGGCGCUCCUGCGCCUGCGCAAGGAGGGCGCGCAGGGGGCGGCGGUGGGGCAGACGUUUUACGACACGUUCAACCACGACGUGGAGCGGCGCGUGGUGGCGGCGGGGGUGAAAAUGCUCGUCAGCAAGUGGAUGCGCGAGCUUGAGAGAAGCUUCUAUGGCGCUGCUGCUGCGUAUGAUGCGGCAGUGGCGCCUGGCGCUAGCGCUGACGCCCUCCCCAAGGCGCUCUGGCGCAAUGUGUUUGCAGAGGACGCCUCUGACAUGCCCUCUGGCCCUGCAGCUGCUCCCGUGCAGGCCUUGACACGUUACGUGCGGCUUGAGCUCGCCUCCCUUGCACUCACAGACUCUGAGGCCAUUCUCACGGGGAACAUCAUCUUCACCAAUACAUUUCAAUCAGAGUCCUUGUGA